AUGCAGACCAGACUGCCCAUAUGCCCCGCUCGCCGCGACGACUUCGAGAUCGCUAUCAUCUGCGCGCUGACGUGCGAGCGCAAAGCGAACGCCGCGAGUGCCGCUGCAAGCAUACGGUCGAGCUACGUCAAUAUUCGACUCGCACUCGUCGUUGGCGUGUGCGGUGGUAUGCCUCAUAACGCGAACGGCUAUGGCAUCUUUUUGGGCGACGUUAUUAUUAGCAAGAGCGUAGUGCAAUACGACUUCGGCAGGCAGCACCCUAACAAGUUUAUGCGCAAGGAUAGCGUCGAAGAUAACCUCGGCCGAGCGAACAAAGAUGUCCGAAAUCUAGUAGCAGUCUUCGAAUCAGACCAUUGUCUGCGCUCGCUGGCCUUUGCCCGACUCGGCGCCCGCCGGCACGACAUCGAGCCUGCCCUCACCGGCACCUGCAACUGGCUCUUCGACACCCCUGAGUUCCGCGAGUGGUGCCGCCGCGACCGCCUCGCCGACCACCACGGCGUGCUCUGGCUCAAGGGCAAGCCCGGCGCCGGCAAGUCCACGCUGAUGAAGCAUGCCCUCCACUACUGCCAGUACCACUUCCCCAACCACUUGAUCGCCGCGUACUUCUUCAAUGCGCGGGGCGAUGCGCUGGAGAAGUCGCCCCUAGGCAUACUGCGGUCGAUUAUCUACGAGCUUGUCAAGCACGAUGAUACCGUCUACAGACUCUUCGUACUGCGCUACGUUGACAAGACGAGCCUGAACGUUGACGAGGCGAGGGCUGGAGGCCGCAUCAGGGGCCUUCUAACGCCAUAUGAUUGGUCGUUUUCCGAGCUCCGCGACUUUCUUAUGGAGGUGAUCAGAUGGCAAGGGACGCAGAACGGAGGAGCGGCAGGGCGGCCGUUGCUCUUGCUAGUCGAUGCCCUUGAUGAGUGCUCUGACGACAGCGUUCGUGCUGUCGUGAAAACGCUCGAGACGCUAAGUCGCUGCGCCGCGCAGGCGAACGUCACGCUCCGGGUCUGCCUGUCGAGCCGUCUCUACCCUACAAUCACAAUGCAGAAGCACCUGCCGCUCUCCGUGGACAAGGCAGACGGGCAUGGCCAGGACAUUAAGACCUAUAUUAGCGAUACGCUCGUGGGAGAUAACGCUGAACUCCAGGCUGAAGUCCGGCGUAGGGCAGAUGGCGUCUUCCUGUGGGUGGUGCUGUCUAUGCCUGAUAAUAUCGAGAAGAUUUUCGAGGCCCUGGUGAGCCGGGAAGAGGGAAAGCGAGAGGAGACGGUGCUGGCGCUACAUGGCGACGAUGAGCAGCGACUUGAGGUCCAGUUCAUCCACCUAUCCGUUAACGACUUUCUCUUCCGCCAGGGCCGACUCGGCCAGCUCGACCCGACUCUCGGUCCCGACCCUAUCAGCGCGACUCAUGGCCGGCUUUGGGCUAUCUGCUGGCGCUACAUAGAGCAAUGUAUUGCAUGGGAUCACAAAUAUCCACUCCAACGACGGCCAAGCGCAGAGUGGGCCACCCAGCUCCAGCAUGACUACCCGUUUCUCGACUACGCCACCAGCCACAUCUUUGCCCAUGCAGAUAAGGCAAUGGCACUUCCUAUCGAUAUAGGGGGUACAGGAGACGCGGGCCUGGCGGCCAGGGCAGAUACGCAAGAGGCAGUGGUCUCAUGGCUCGAGAAGCAGGCGACGGGGCCCAAAUGGUGGGUAGGGUUCGUCCAGGCUACUGCGGGCGACUAUGAGACGAGGGCGAACGUGGAUGCAGAUCUUCUCUAUAUCUUGUCUGUCGGAGGCUAUAGCAAUCUGGCACGGAUUGUGCUAGCGACAGAGCAACUUCGGAGCAAGGCUGAUCUUAACGCACAGGCCCAGGCCGGUGACUACGGGACGGCGCUCUGUGCGGCGGCGGCGGCGUGGAGAGGCAACACAGAGACGGUACAGAUCCUGCUCGCGGCCGGGGCCGAUGUGCAUCUCCAGGCCCAGGUCGGCGACUACGGGACGGCGCUCUGUGCGGCGGCGUGGAGCGGCAACGCAGAUACGGUACAGACCCUACUAGCGGCGGGAGCCGAUAUGCAUCUCCAGGCCCAGGUCGGCGACUACGGGACGGCGCUCUGUGCGGCGGCGGCGGCGUGGAGAGGCAACACAGAGACGGUACAGUUCCUGCUCGCGGCCGGGGCCGAUAUGCAUCUCCAGGCCCAGGUCGGCCCCUACGGGACGGCGCUCUGUGCGGCGGCGGCGGAGGGGGAGACAGAGACAGUACAGAUCCUGCUCGCGGCCGGGGCCGAUGUGCAUAUCCAGGCCCAAGUCGGCCUCUACGGGACGGCGCUCUGUGCGGCGGCGGCGGUAGGAUCGACAGAGGCGGUACAGGUCCUGCUCGCAGCCGGGGCCGACGUGCGUCUCCAGGCCCAGGUCGGCGACUACGGGACGGCGCUCUGUGCGGCGGCUGCGAUAGGAUCGACAGGAACGGUACAGGUCCUGCUCGCGGCCGGGGCCGACGUGCGUCUCCAGGCCCAGGUCGGCCUCUACGGGACGGCGCUCUGUGCGGCGGCGGCAAGAGGAUCGACAGAGACGGUACAGGCCCUGCUCGCGGCCGGGGCCGAUGUAUACCUCCAGGCCCAGGUCGGCGACUACGGGACGGCGCUCUAUGCGGCACAGAAGAUUGGGCAUCGCGACAUCGAGCAGCUACUACUCGAGGCCGGGGUUCGUGCCCGUAGCCCGAGCCUAGCCCGGACGAAUACGCCGAUAAAGGCCGAGGCUCAGGCUAUCGCUACCACGCAGACUACGGCGCCCGUCGAGGACGCGGCUGUACCUGCGCCUGUCUUCGUGACGGGCAGGAUGUGGAGGCACCUUGGGCUAUCGGCAGUAGCUACCCUUCUUCUCUCUUAUGUUUUUAAUUUCUUUGCCUGCGGAGAGUCGUAG
Messenger RNA from Emericellopsis cladophorae, 2889 nucleotides. RefSeq lists its product as uncharacterized. Gene Ontology annotation, molecular function: protein binding; catalytic activity. The transcript has 5 exons. Lineage: Eukaryota; Fungi; Ascomycota; Sordariomycetes; Hypocreales; Bionectriaceae. Bases 1 to 2889 code for a protein of 962 amino acids. The record is from RefSeq and is a predicted model, not a curated record. Gene Ontology annotation, biological process: nucleoside metabolic process.